AUGGCACGGCUGUCUCGGAGCUCCCCAGCUCCUAGCAGCUCUAGUACUGCCUUCGCUUUUCUCACUAUCUUUUCUUUAAUCACUUUCGUUUCUCAGUUUGCCCAUGCACUCGUUCACCUCCCGGAGGAGGUAGGGUAUAACCUGAACGAAAACGUCACGGCUGUGAACCCUCUGGACUACUGGGGCGAAUGGCAGAACCACACUUUCAACGGCUCCCCCACUAAUUGGAGAUUUCCGUUCUACACAGUCUUUUUGGACAAGUUUGUCAAUGGGGAUCCGAGGAAUGACGAUGCGAACGGGACGGUGUUCGAACAUGAUGUUAUGGGGAAUCAGAUGCGGCAUGGCGGUGAUGUGAAGGGUUUGAUGGAUAGUUUGGAUUAUCUUCAGGGGAUGGGUAUCAAGGUUUGCAUAGGCAUUUGAGGUCAAGUUUUGCCUUGGUUGCUAAUAGAUGGUCACUUUAGGGGAUAUAUAUUGCAGGAACGCCGUUUAUUAACAUGCCCUGGGGUGCCGAUGGCUAUUCUCCUCUUGAUCUGACUCUCCUGGAUAAGCACUUUGGAGAUAUUGAGGAAUGGAGGAUGGCUAUCACCGAGAUCCAUUCCCGGGAUAUGUAUGUUGUCCUGGAUUGUACCGUGGCUACGUAAGUUUACACCGGGGCAAAUGGCCGCCAGUUUCUUGAGCUAACGUUUGGAUAGUAUGGGUGACUUGAUUGGCUUUGAGGGUUACCUGAACACAACUACACCCUUCACUUUGGACGAACAUAAAGUCCAAUGGAAAGGUGAAAGAAGGUAUCGCGACUUUGAAAUCAACAACAACUACAAGGAAGAGUGCCAGUACCCACGAUUCUGGCAAGAGACUGGCUACCGCGUGUAUCCUGCUGUCAAGGGGUGCUACGACGAGUUAGUACCCUCAUCCAAUUAGUACCUCCCAUCCAACGAAAGGAUACUGACUCCGGUGCACAGUGACUUCGACCACUACGGCGACACCGAAGCCUUCGGUAUCUUCCCAGAUUGGCAAAGACAACUCUCAAAAUUCGCCUCCGUGCAGGAUCGUUUGCGAGAAUGGAAACCCAGCGUGGCCCGCCGCAUCGAGCAUUUUGCCUGCAUCACCAUCGCAAUGCUCGACAUCGAUGGCUUCCGCAUUGACAAGGCUACACAGAUCACCGUGGAUAUGCUCGGUGACUGGUCCGACGCGGUCCGGCAGUGCGCGCGCAAGUUCGGUAAAGAGAACUUCUUCAUCCCGGGAGAGAUUACGGGUGGUGAUACCUUUGGGUCCGUUUACCUUGGCAGGGGCCGACAGCCGGAUAUGCGACCGGCGGACGUCAAGGAGGCCUUCUCGCUCACAACCGACUCGGAUAAUAAGUAUUUCAUCCGCGAGAAGGGGAAGAAUGCGCUCGAUGCCGGCGCGUUCCAUUAUUCGGUUUACAGAUCUUUGACAAGGUUCCUAGGAAUGGACGGUAAUUUGGCAGCUGGGUUUGACACACCAGAAGAUUGGGUGAAUAUGUGGAAUACUAUGGCUGUUAGCAACGACCUGGUCAACGCGAAUACAGGGCGGCUUGAUCCGAGACAUAUGUAUGGUGUCACGAAUCAGGAUGUGUUCCGCUGGCCCGCGAUUAAAGAUGGUGAGCACAGGAUGUUACUUGGUCUAUUCAUUACGACCCUGCUCAUGCCGGGUAUUCCCAAGGUAUGUUUGCCGCGGGAGCGGCUGCUAUUCUGUGUCUGAAUUAAGCGAUACGAUAAGCGAGGCUAAUGAUUAUCUAUGUAGCUUCUCUGGGGUGAGGAACAAGCGAUGUACGUAUUGGACAACACCGCUAACAACUACAUUUUCGGCCGUCAGGCGAUGUCUUCCGCCCUCGCGUGGCAAACCCACGGGUGCUACAAGCUUGGCUCCUCGCAGUACUUCAACUUCCCACUCGAUAAGGCUCUUCGAGGCUGCGAGGAUGACUGGAAUAGUCUUGAUCAUCGCGAUCCAAGUAAUGUCAUUCGCAACGUUCUCAAAGCGAUGUAUCACAUGCGCCUUUCAUUCCCGACCUUAAACGACGGCUUCCAACUCGAACAGCUUUCAAAUCUUACCCGCGAGGUUUUCCUCCCCGGUUCUGGCGACACGCCGACGGAAACGGGUAUCUGGUCCGUUGUCCGCGGUAAUUUCGACGGGGCCCAAAAUUUAGGUGAACUCGGUGGAGGCGGAAACCAGAGCGUCUGGUUGGUCUUCUCGAACACUAACGAGACGACAAAGUUCGAGUUCGACUGCGAUGAUGCGAAAAAGAACCUCCUUGCACCGUUCAAGCAGGGCACUGUCGUGCAAAAUUUGUUCUUUCCAUACGAGGAGUACACGCUUAAGGCGUCUAAGCAGGAGUUCUUCGUGGACUCAGUGAAGGAACUACGUGGCUGUCUGGACAGUAUGGAAAUGCCAGCGUGGGGUUUCAAAGCCCUCGUGCCUAAAGAGAAAUUCGUGGGAAAUCGUCCCUCAAUCACGAAAUUCUCACCAGGCCACGACGCCCGCAUGCUUUCCAAAGUCGCGGCUGGCAAACCCCAAGACGUAGAUAUCGGCUUAACAUUUACCCACGAGAUGGACUGCGACAGCCUAAAACAGGUAAUAACCAUCUCUUCCAGAACCGAACGACCCGAAGAAAAAGCCCGCUUCGAAGACAUCCGCUGCGAGAGGGUGCAAAACAUUACGAAGGGCAAAGUCGUUGGCGCGCCGCCGGCCUCCUUCGAAUUCAAAGCGACGCUGAAAAACGUCUAUGAUGGGGUCCACACGGUCACCGUGCGCAACGCUAGUGCCGAUGAUGGACAGUUCUAUACCUCAGCCACAGAUAACUUCCUUUUCCGCAUCGGGCAGCGCGAUAACCCAAUCGUCUUCCCUCGAACGGCGAACUACACCCUGGGCCUGUUGCACAAGGAGAACGAGCGCUUCUACGUUUCGCAGAAAGCAGCGGGGGCAGAUUUGUUCCGCUACUCGACAAAUUGGGGCUCCAGCUGGAGCGCUUGGCAAGCCUACCGUGGUGGGAACGUCACGAUUGAUCGGCAAUCCUGGUCUGGUACGAAGAAACAGGCAUGGAAGGGGGAGCACAUCAUCAUGCAGUACUGGAGCGAGCCUGCUGGCUCAUCGGAUCAUAUCCAGCAUGCAGACUUUGGACUUCCGUCUGAUUCUCUGGUGUCUAGGCGGUUCCCGCACUUGUUCCUCCACGGCCCGUUUAACCUCUAUGGAUACGACGCUGGGACUAAGAACGAAAUGAAGUUGCUCAAAGAUGGGAAGUGGAAGUUCGACUUCAUGGCUGAGUGGCCGACCAAGUUCCAUUUCAACGUUUGGGGAAUCAACCGCAACGGGAAGCCGGAUUCUACUUUCGUCUAUGGAGAUGUUAAUAGAGACGGAGUACUGGACCGCAUGCCACCCUCCGCCCUCGCCGAGAGCGUAGUGAAUGUUACAGCUGCGCCGCCGAAAGGGUACCUAUCAUACCGCAUCAUCCUUGACGACGGAACAUACAACUACCGCAUGAUCCCGGCGGGUUCAAGCGCGAUCCAGAUCGCAAUCUUCGCCUUGCUGUUCGCGAUCCCGGUGCUCACAGGCUUCGUUGCGGUAUGGACGUUCAUGGCGGGCUUCUACCAGGUCAAGACAAACACGAAGGGAAUAGCCAUAAAACGCAGCAUCCUCCCAAUCGCGCUGGCGAAAUCAAUGUUUUAUAAACGCCUGAAUAACUCCAGCACCGCCAUAACCGACGAGAAGAGGGCAGCAGAGACGGGCGGAGGCACGUCGGGGUUGACCACCGCAGGUCAGACACCGCCAAAGCGGCCGUCGGUACUCAUCGCGACGCUGGAAUACGACAUCGAAGACUGGAGAAUCAAGAUUAAAAUCGGGGGCCUCGGGGUGAUGGCGCAAUUGAUGGGGAAGAACCUUGGCCAUCAGGACCUCAUCUGGGUCGUCCCGUGCGUGGGAGGGGUGGACUACCCUGUCGACACUCCCGCAGAAAGCAUUGAAGUCACGAUACUCGACCAAGUCUAUGUCAUCGCGGUGCAAUACCAUAUUCUAAACAACAUCACAUACGUGCUCCUCGACGCGCCGGUCUUCAGAAAGCAGACAAAGGCAGAACCAUACCCCCCACGCAUGGAUGACCUCGAAAGCGCAAUCUUCUACUCCGCCUGGAACCAGUGCAUCGCGGCAAUAAUAAAGCGCUUCCCAAUAGACCUAUACCACAUCAACGACUACCACGGCGCUCUAGCACCCGUACACUUGCUCCCAGAGACAAUUCCGGCGGUGCUCUCCCUCCACAACGCAGAGUUCCAGGGCCUCUGGCCGCUCCGCACACCAAAAGAGAAGAAGGAAGUGUGCUCAGUUUUCAACAUCUCUCAGGAGCUCUGCGAGAAGUAUGUACAGUUCGGUGACGUCUUCAACCUGCUCCACGCUGGCGCUUCAUAUUUGCGUGUCCACCAGCGUGGCUAUGGGGCCGUAGGUGUUUCGGCAAAGUACGGUAAGCGUAGUUGGGCCCGGUACCCUAUUUUCUGGGGACUUUCUGGGGUUGGAGAAUUACCGAACCCGGAUCCGACGGAUACGGGGGAUUACGACCCCAGUCGGCGGGAUAGUACGGAGACGGUUGUGGAUGCGGAGUUUGAAGCUGGGAGGGCGGAACUGAAACGGCAGGCUCAGGAGUGGGCUGGUCUGGAACAGAACCCGGAUGCCGAGCUACUGGUAUUCGUGGGGAGGUGGUCGAUGCAGAAGGGGAUUGACCUGAUCGCUGAUGUAGCGCCGCAGCUGCUCAAAGAGAAUAAGAACCUGCAGUUGCUGUGCGUUGGCCCGGUCAUUGAUCUCUAUGGAAAGUUUGCUUCCAUGAAAUUGCAGAGGCUUAUGGAGGUUUACCCUGGAAGGAUCUACUCAAAGCCUGAGUUUACUUCUCUACCGCCGUUCAUUUUUAGGUACUAUAUUCCCCCAUAUUCUUGAUGCUUUCCAAUCAGAGAUACUAACGAGCUAAAGUGGUGCCGAAUUCGCGUUAAUCCCCUCCCGCGAUGAGCCCUUUGGUCUGGUCGCCGUCGAAUUCGGCCGCAAGGGUGCUCUAGGGAUUGGCGCCCGCGUUGGUGGUCUUGGGAACAUGCCGGGAUGGUGGUUCACCAUCGAAUCAACUACACCCGCCCAUCUCCUAGCCCAGUUUGAAGCUGCAAUUCGUGAAGCACUUGCAUCGCCGCCCGAAGUUCGCGCACGUAUGCGGGCUACCUCUGCCAAGCAGCGCUUUCCGGUAAUGGUGUGGGUGAAGCAGCUCGAGAGACUCCAAGCCGGUGCGAAGCGGUAUACUCGUAGUUUAGGCGCUCCUUCAGAAGUACAUCUCCCCAAGCCGGCCCCUAUCCUGGAUGGACAGCUCGCACCCCCGAUCGGAGAAACCCCAGAUGGCCUGAGGGCUCCCGGAUCGUCUUCCGAAUCCGACAUGGAUAUUACCCCGGCCGACGGAUUGCUAGUACCCCCACCCAUAGCUCCCUUCGUGAGCGCCGAUUCCCCGAACUCUUCAAGGCUAAGUCUUGCUAGUGUUGUCGGGGAGCGAACAGACUACUGCCUUCAAAAGGUAAAUGCAAACUUCACCGAUGCUGACGGGAGUGCCUCGAAAGCCUUUGAACAGGAACUCGCCCGCAUGGACGGCAAGUCUGGAAAGACUGACCUCUGCAUCGAAGAGUACCUGAUGAAGUGCGAGAAGAAGUGGUUCAAUGAAGUAAGGUUACGAAAGCUGGGGAUGUACUCUGCAAAUAGUUCCCGCUCGGAUGUUACUACCGAGCUGGAGGGGCCCAGGAGCACUAGCCCUUCUCCCUGGGAUAUGUUGGUGGAAGGACAGGGGUUCAAGCCGCCUACGGGUUUGAAGAGAUUCAUGAUGAGGAAGAUUGGGGACUGGCCGUUGUAUAGCUUUUUCUUGGCGAUUGUUUGUUCCACCGUUCCCCCUACUUGCAAUGACAUCAUGCUAAUGGUCCCCAGGGCCAAAUCAUCGCAGCAAACUCCUACCAAAUCACCCUCCUGACGGACCAAGUCUCCCUCACGGCCGACCGUCUCUACGUGAUUUGCUCAAUCUACAUAGGCGCUUCAGUAGCCUGGUGGUUCGUCUUCCGCUAUCUAAAGUCCGUCUGGUGCCUCUCUCUUCCUUUCCUACUAUACGGGCUCGCAUUCUUCCUCGUUGGACUGUCCGUCCUGCCGCCGCUGUUCGAGCGCAGGUACUGGCUCGGCAACGUCGGUACGGGAUUAUACGCCGCGGCUUCGGCCAGUGGAUCGCUAUACUUUGCCCUCAAUUUCGGAGACGAAGGCGGUAGUCCUGUUAAAGAUUGGGUGUACCGCGCGUGUAUUAUCCAGGGCACGCAGCAGUUCUACGUCGUUGCGUUGUGGUACUGGGGGUCCAAACUCACCGCCCGGGCUGUGGACGGUGCGCUCCAGGAUAGCGCUCCGAGUCCAGUUGUUGCCGCCAUAAUCAUCCCAGUCGCUGUCGCUUUCUGGGCGAUCUGUAUCAUCCUCGCAUUCGGGCUCCCAGACUACUACCGCCAGCUCCCCGGUAAAGUGCCCGCCUUCUACAGCGCCAUCCUCCGCCGCAACAUCGUCAAAUGGUUCUUCGUCACGGUGGUCAUACAGAAUUAUUGGCUGUCCGCACCCUACGGUCGGAAUUGGACGUACCUCUGGAGUAGCGUGCACGUCGCCCAAUGGAAGAUCGCGCUAUUGGUGGUCCUCUUCUUCGUCAUCGUCUGGUCCGGCAUACUCAAACUUUUCGCCAUCCUCUCGAAGGAGCACUCCUGGAUUCUCCCCGUCUUCGCCAUCGGCCUUGGAGCCCCGCGUUGGUGUCAGAUGUUCUGGGGUAUCUCGAAUAUAGGUCUGUACCUCCCAUGGGCGGGCGGUCCCGAGGCUAGCGCCCUGAUCGGACGCUCGCUCUGGCUCUGGCUUGGGGUGCUCGACUCAAUCCAGGGAGUCGGCCUCGGGAUGAUACUCCUACAAACGCUCACGCGUAUGCACGUUGCCUUCACGCUCCUCGGUGCCCAGGUUUUUGGGUCGUUGGCCACCAUCGCGGCCAGGGCUACCGCUCCGAACAAUAUCGGCCCCGGGGAUGUGUUCCCUGACUUUAGCUCUUGGAGAUUCGGUGAGGAUGCGGAAGUUUUCAGGAAGAUUUACUUUUACAUUGGGCUGGGAUUUCAGAUUUUUAUUUGUGUGGGGUAUUUUAAGUUUUUCAGGAAGGAGCAGUUGACAAAGCCUUAAUGCGUUUGUAGUUGUCGCGGUGACAUGAUACCUUGUACUGUACCUGUAUAUAUAUUUUUUCUUUCCUUUACCUUACCGGCGCUUGGCCUAAUCACCUUUUCCCUCUUUUGUUUCGGGUGGAGUUCUUUUGUUUCCCAUUUUGCAUGGCCGGGGGGAGGGGUUCCGGGAUGGGUCGUAUUUAGCACCGGAUAGGCCCCCCCUCUAUGGGAGGUAGUUUACGGUAAUCUUUUUUCGGCAUUGAAUGGUUGAGAUUUUGAUAGGAUAAAUCAGCUACAGUGCUUGUACGAUAGAUUUAAUCUCAAGUUGGUAGAAUAAAGAUUAAUAAAGUCUGUAGAG
Molecule: messenger RNA, 7539 nt
Organism: Tuber aestivum (summer truffle)
Lineage: Eukaryota; Fungi; Ascomycota; Pezizomycetes; Pezizales; Tuberaceae
Source: the annotation of a GenBank genome assembly